AUCAGAUUUUCUCAAGAAUUCCAAAUAAAAAGUCGAUUUGCAAUUGGAACUAAAUUAGAGUACGUUGUUAUUCAGUCUACGUUAUUUGUCCAAACAUUUUUCAAUUUGGUUGCAACAGACAAAUUUUGAAUUCCAUUCGCCACUCACAGUCAUCUGUCAAAAGUCCUGUCAUUCAUUUUAGCGGUGAAAAGAAUUUCUCAUAGACACAACAGAGAGAUUGAUUUAUUGUGGCACGCAUUACAAUUACUUCACACCAUAAACAUUUUCGUUGAUCGAUAAAGUACGAAGCAAUCAAUAUUUACUAGUUUUAUUUUUUGGAUUAUCUAUUCGGGAUUCCAUCGGUACAUUUAAAAGAAGCAUGGCGUCCACCAUUUCGAAGAUCAAUUUUGAUUUCAAAAUUCCAAACAUCAGUCAACUGAACACAAUUGAUUCUCCGAGUGUUGUUGUUCAAGGCGUGCCAUGGUUCGUUCAAGUCCAGAAGCUUAACGGAUCGCUUGCCAUUUUCUUGCGAUGCAAAGGCACGGGAAAAUCGACAAAUUGGUCAUAUGUUGCUCAAGCAACAUUCAAAUUGCUACCGUUCAACGGCAAAAUGAAGGCAAUUGAAAGAGAUUUCGCCAAUGUUUUUGACUAUAAGAAACGAGGUUAUGGUUAUCAAUCGAUGAUCAAAUGGAAUGAUUUGUUCGACAAGGGAAAAUUCUUCGUGCAAGAUGAUGCAAUUAAUUUGUCGAUUGAAAUUGAGGCUGCUGAUGCAAAUAAUAUCAAUGCAAGCAAAUUGAUUGUGGACAUCGACAAAAGUUCUGAUGAAGGUUGUACUGCACGGCUGAAGAUCGAAAAUAUCGACAAAUUGAUUGCGGUUAAAUCUCAUGACUUUCAAUUAAACAAUAUGUCAUGGUAUUUAAUAGUAUCCAAAUGGAUGAAUUGUCUAAAUUUUCGGGUAGCUCAGAUUUUAGAAGACGGCACACCAACUGAACUUCCGAUGGAUAUUAAAUGGUCGGUCAAAAUAAAUUCAACGAAUAUUGGACCAAUUGAAGAGACAAAAAACGAGCGAAUACUACCCGGAAAUUUGUCACAGAUAAAUUUGAUUUCCUGGAAUGAAUUGUGUCACAAGGAAAGUGGAUUUGUUGUGAAUAAUUCGAUUGUUAUCGACAUUCAAUUGAAGGUUGAGAAACCAAAAGGUGCUGUUGAUGUUCCAAAGGCGAUAAAACGUAAAGCAUCAACUGAUGCGAUACAAUUGGAAUGCGCAAUUUGUUUACACAGCAUUCGAGAUCAAGCACUUGGUGUCACCCCAUGCGGUCAUAUGUUCUGUUUACUAUGCCUCGUAAAAACGGCUAAAAUUCACAAAAAGUGCCCAACGUGCAAUGACCGUGUCACUUCAAAUCAAGUGAAACGCAUCUUUUUGCCAAUCGUGAACUAGACCAAAAUGAAACUGAUCGAGAUUCACCAUUCAAUUUACGGACUCGGCUUAACGAUACAUUAGCGAUAGAAAAAUCAACAUAAAAAGUGUAAUCUUAUAACAAGAUUAUUAUUCGAUUAAUUUGCGUUAUUUUGGUACAAAUAUUCCAAUCAAAUGAAACCUUAUUAUGCUAGCAUUAUAUAUUUUUUACUAGAUCAAGUGUGAUGUAUUUAUGAU
Messenger RNA from Contarinia nasturtii (swede midge), 1630 nucleotides. RefSeq lists its product as uncharacterized. Lineage: Eukaryota; Metazoa; Arthropoda; Insecta; Diptera; Cecidomyiidae. Gene Ontology annotation, molecular function: protein binding. The record is from RefSeq and is a predicted model, not a curated record. Bases 359 to 1414 code for a protein of 351 amino acids. The transcript is spliced from 3 exons.